Molecule: messenger RNA, 807 nt
Organism: Fulvia fulva
Lineage: Eukaryota; Fungi; Ascomycota; Dothideomycetes; Mycosphaerellales; Mycosphaerellaceae
Product: Cytochrome P450 monooxygenase orf4
Exons: 3
Molecular function (GO): oxidoreductase activity, acting on paired donors, with incorporation or reduction of molecular oxygen; monooxygenase activity; iron ion binding
Source: RefSeq, a predicted model, not a curated record
AUGUCACCCGAGGCGGGAGCUAUGCUGGACUUUUGGCAGGAGCAAGAUGACCGAAUUGCCAAAGUCUUGGAGGCCCACGACAAAGGUGAGAAACUUGGCGAGAACAUGUUCGCUGCACUCCUCGAACAGGACCCACAGCGCCACGACAUCACUCAAGGUCGUCUCGAGUGUGAAGCAAAAUCUGUGGUUGGAGCUGGAGGCGAGACAGUAGCUCGAGCACUUUCAGCCGCUACAUUCCAUAUCCUGGACCAGCCGGAUGUCAGACAACGCCUAAUGGCCGAACUACACCAAGCCAUUCCUGACCAAAGCAACAUGCCAAACCUCGACCACCUCUCCCGCCUCCCCUACCUCACAGCCUGCAUCGAAGAAUCCCUCCGCCUAACCUACGGCGUAACCGAACGCCGCGCCCGCGCCUACGACUCCUUCCCCCUAACCUACGACUCCUUCACCAUCCGCCCCGGCACCUUCGUCAGCAUGGACACCUGGGACGUCGCCCACGACGAAACCAUAUUCCCCGCCUCACACCGCUUCGUGCCUGAGCGCUGGCUCGACAACCCCAAGGCCCCCGAUGGGAGGUCGUUGAGCAGCUAUAUGGUCUCUUUCGGCAAGGGGACGAGGAAGUGUGUUGGGUUGCAGCUGGCUUAUGCGGAAUUGUAUCUGGCGCUGGCGAGCUUCUUUCGCUCGGAGGUGGGAGGGAGGGCAAGGUUGUGGGGGACGGAUAGGAGGGAUGUGGAGAUGGUGAGGUGUUGUGUUGUGCCUAGGGCGAGGAAGGGGAGUGAGGGGGUUAGGGUUGUGUUUGAGGAGGGG